AGAAGAAGAAGAAAGAAAAAACAAACAAAAAACAAAACCAAAAAGAAAAAAAUAGAACUAAAGAAAGAAAAAAAAUACCCAGAUGGAAAAUGGGGAUGAUUUUAGCCAAGUUCACUUUCACUAUGGUUUCAGCUUAGAAAACAAAGAAAUUUGGGAUUUCUGAUUCUGGGUCCGCUCAGGUUGAAGGUAAUUUGAUUUCCAUUAUUUUUAAUGGAGGUUCUGUGAGGCCAUACUUGUACUCAGUAUAAAAAGCGAGCUCCCCAGCAGAGGAGAGAGAAACAGAGAGGUGCGACAGUUUGGUGAGGAAGAGAAUAAUAUAAUAUGAAAAGGGAGACAAAGCCAGAGAGGAAUAGAGUCACAGAGAGAGAGAAAGAAGACGACAUAGUGGGAGUGUGCAAUAGUAAAAGGGUAUAGGGGAAGGCGAGCGAAUAGGGAGACAGGAAAGUCAGGGGAGUAUCCCAGAAAAUCCUUCAAAAUCUUUAAAAAUUUGAUACCAAUUUGCUCUCCUCCAACCACCAAGCAAAAGGGGGAAGAAGAAAUAGAAGAAAACCCAUGUGAAAUUCUGCUGUAAAAGCCACUCUGGAUCGACUGUGGAGGAGCCUUCUUCAUCGUCUUCCUCCUCCAUCUCUGGAAAUCAUUUGCAAACAUUGCCUCUUUUUUAUACCCAGAAGGCUUUUCAUAGAAAUUUUCAGAAAAUAAAGGGAGCUGAAGAAUGCUGCUCGGUCGUCGGGGUUGGUCUAGUUUUGGUAAGGGAAUGAAGUAGAACAAGAAGUGAAAGAGGAAGGCGAAGCAGAGGUUUCUGGAAGAUGGGUAUGAAAAUGCAGCAAAGUCACAAUUCUGUGGCCAUGAAGUGGAAUGAGCAAAUGGGAACAACAAAGAAGGGCUACACAUUUGUUCAAGCUAACAGGGCUUGGCUUCGAAAGUAUCUUCUGCUCUGGAUUAUGGGGAUGGCGUUUAUCAGUAUGAUAAUCUAUAAUGGAAUGGAUGCUGAUAAUAAAGUGAGAAGGAACGAAGUGUUGGAGAGCAUGUGUGAGCAGAGGGCAAGGAUGUUGCAGGAUCAAUUCAGUGUUAGUGUUAACCAUGUUCAUGCCUUGGCUGUCCUUGUUUCCACCUUUCAUUACUUCAAGAACCCUUCUGCAAUUGAUCAGGAAACUUUUGCCGAAUACACAGCCAGAACUGCUUUCGAACGGCCUCUUCUCAGUGGGGUGGCAUAUGCUCAAAGAGUGGUUCAUUCAGAGAGGGAGAUAUUUGAAAAGCAACAUGGGUGGAUGAUAAAAACAAUGAAAAGAGAACCUUCGCCGAUUCGUGAUGAAUAUGCACCAGUGAUAUUUUCUCAAGAAACAGUCUCUUACAUCGAAUCACUGGAUAUGAUGUCAGGAGAGGAGGACCGUGAAAAUAUUUUGAGGGCUAGAGCAACAGGGAAGGCUGUUUUAACGAGCCCCUUCAGGCUGCUAGGUUCUCAUCAUCUUGGAGUUGUUUUGACGUUCCCUGUUUACAAAUCCAAAUUGUCAUCAAAACCAACCGAAGAAGAACGUAUACAAGCAACAGCAGGCUAUGUUGGUGGGGCGUUUGACGUCGAGUCCCUCGUGGAGAACUUACUAGGCCAGCUUGCUGGGAAUCAAGCCAUUUUGGUGAAUGUAUAUGAUAUCACAAACUCUUCUGAUCCCCUUGUCAUGUAUGGCCAUCAAUAUCACGAUGGUGACCUGUCUCUUUUGCAUGAGAGUAACCUUGAUUUUGGAGAUCCAUUCAGGAAGCAUCUGAUGGUUUGUAGAUAUCAGCAGAAGGCUCCCACAUCCUGGACUGCUCUAACUACUGCAUUCUUAUUCUUCGUGAUUGGGUUAUUAGUUGGCUACAUUUUGUACGGUGCAGCCACUCACAUUGUGAAGGUUGAAGAUGAUUUCCAUAAGAUGCAAGUUCUGAAAGUUCGAGCGGAAGCUGCUGAUGUAGCAAAAUCCCAGUUUCUUGCAACUGUUUCCCAUGAAAUUAGGACACCAAUGAAUGGCAUCCUCGGAAUGCUUGCUCUGCUUCUGGAUACAGAUUUAAGUUCAACUCAGAAGGAUUAUGCUCAGACUGCUCAGGCUUGUGGAAAGGCACUGAUCCAAUUAAUUAAUGAGGUUCUUGACCGAGCAAAAAUUGAAGCUGGAAAGUUAGAACUGGAAGCAGUUCUGUUCGACAUUCGAUCAAUACUCGACGACGUCCUAUCUCUAUUUUCCGAGAAGUCCAGACAAAAGGGUCUGGAGCUGGCAGUCUUUGUUUCUGACAAAGUACCAGAAGUUGUGAUUGGAGAUCCAGGAAGAUUCAGACAAAUUAUAACAAAUCUUGUUGGUAACUCUGUUAAGUUUACCGAAAGGGGACAUAUAUUUGUUAAAGUACAGCUAGCUGAGCACUCAAAAGGCUGCAUUGACUCAAAAUAUGUCAAUGGUACAUCAGACAGUGACUUGUUCAUAUCUGGUGGUCGUGAAUUUAAAACUUUAAGUGGAUGUGAGGCGGCUGAUGAUCAGAACAGUUGGGAUAACUUUAAACAUCUAAUUGCAGAUGAUAACUUCCAGUCGAAUACUGCUUCAAACAACACAGAAGUAGCCGACGAGUGUUGUGGUCAUGUUACUUUGAUGGUAAGCGUGGAGGAUACUGGAAUUGGGAUCCUUUUACAAGCCCAAGAUCGAGUUUUCAUGCCCUUCAUGCAAGCAGAUAGCUCGACCUCCCGAAACUAUGGAGGAACAGGUAUCGGCUUGAGUAUCAGCAAAUGUUUAGUUGAGCUGAUGGGUGGUCAGAUCAACUUCAUAACCCGGCCUCAGAUUGGAAGCACGUUUUCGUUCACUGCUGUUUUAGGGAAAUGCAAGAUAAACUCAAUCAAUGACAUGAAAAAACCCAACUCUGAAGAAAUUCCCCCAAGUUUUAGGGGAAUGAAAGCCAUAGUAGUUGACAGGAAACCAGUUAGAGCUUCUGUAACAAGAUACCAUUUGAAGAGACUUGGCAUCAUAGUUGAAGUCACCAAUAGCAUCAACUUGGCAGCUUCCUUUUGCAGAGAGAAUGGUUCCACAAUUCCAGGAAACACAAUCCUUCCAGAUAUGAUCUUAGUGGAAAAAGAUACAUUAACUUCUGAUGAGGAAUGUGGAAUCAUUCAUCAACUGAACUGGAAACAGAACGGGAGUUCGUUGAAGUUACCGAAACUAAUCCUUCUCGCUACGAACAUUACCACUACAGAAUUAGACAAGGCAAGGGCAGCAGGUUUUUCAGACACCGUGAUCAUGAAACCGUUAAGGGCAAGUAUGGUGGCUGCCUGUCUUCAACAAGCACUUGGGGUUAAGAAUCAGAGACGGGAAAGGUGCCUGCCAAAUGGUUCUUCUUUCCUCCAGAGCCUUCUCUGUGACAAGAGAAUCUUAAUUGUUGAUGAUAACCGAGUAAACCGUCGGGUCGCUGCAGGCGCUCUGAAGAAAUUCGGUGCAGAUGUUGAGUGUGCAGAUAGUGGGAAAGCUGCUCUGAAGUUACUUCAGCUACCACACAAUUUCGAUGCUUGCUUCAUGGAUAUUCAAAUGCCAGAAAUGGAUGGGUUUGAGGCGACUCGUCUUAUCAGGAUGAUGGAGAGCAAGGCAAAUGAAGUGGGAGGAUCUGCAGCAGAAGGCAAGUGGCAUGUACCGAUAUUAGCAAUGACUGCAGACGUGAUUCAUGCUACGUAUGAUGAGUGCCUGAAAUGCGGGAUGGAUGGCUACGUCUCGAAACCCUUCGAGGAAGAAAAUCUAUACAAGGAAGUAGCCAAGUUUUUCAAAAAACCAUAGCCCAUCAAAGGCUCGAUGAAUCACAAAAGUCCAUCAGCUGCAAUUCAAAGAAGCUGAGGCAAAAUCUCCAUUGCAGCAGACCUCCUUUUGGUGGGUUGGAAAGUGCCAGCAAGUUUUGACACCAUUGCUGGUGCUAACUGUCUUAUUACUGAUGACUCGGGAUCAAGUUCGACAGGGGCAUCGCAAAUUCUCAACCGCCAUUGCGAUUCAAGUUUAAGCCGUCACCGUUCCUAACUGAGUACCUACCUGUAAAAUACAACAGAAAUUUCCAUCCCCAGAUGGAUGUAUAAAUGGCUGCAAAGGGGGGAAGGAACUAAGAUGUAAAGUCUCAUAUUUUAAGACCUCUUCUAAUUAUCUUGAUAGUUGGUUUGGCUUAGGACUGUCUUUUGGCUAAAUAGUUACAUCAAGCUCAUUCACAAGUUUAUUGAACAUAAAAGGUUGGAAAUCUGUAAUUACAGUAUAAGAACUUUUAAGUAUGUGUUCUAAUAUCAAAGCUAUGAAACGAGGUCCUACGAGGCGAAACUAA
Molecule: messenger RNA, 4302 nt
Organism: Momordica charantia (bitter melon)
Lineage: Eukaryota; Viridiplantae; Streptophyta; Magnoliopsida; Cucurbitales; Cucurbitaceae
Product: histidine kinase CRE1
Biological process (GO): phosphorelay signal transduction system; phosphorylation
Cellular component (GO): nucleus
Molecular function (GO): phosphorelay sensor kinase activity
Source: RefSeq, a predicted model, not a curated record